AUGCUCACCACUUCGUUUGAUUGUGUUGUGCUGGAUGGCACCGUCGUGACGGCCGCCGAUGUUGGUCGGUAUGACAUCGGAAUUAAGGAUGGCAAGAUUGCUAUACUUGCUCCUGCGCGGUCCCUGGCUAUAGCUCGCGCAUCUCGAGUUAUUGACGCCGAGGGUGCAUAUGUUAUGCCAGGCGGCAUUGAUGCCCAUGUCCACUUGGCUGAACCGCGAGGCCAGGGUCAAGCGUCCGAUACUUUCACAACAGGAAGCCGCUCCGCCAUUGCUGGUGGUACAACAAGCAUUAUCGCAUUUGCUCCCCAGGAUAAAUCUGAUCCAUCUUUAGUCAAGGCGCUGGAAAAGGCGCAAAAGAAAGCCGACAAUGCUGCAUACUGUGAUUAUUCUCUUCACCUUAUGAUUUCAAACCCAAGCAGAGAGGUUCUCGACGAGUUUUCCAUACUUCGCGAACGCGGCGUGUCCUCAGCCAAAAUUUUCAUGACCUACGAGUCUCUACAACUACGUGACAGCCAGGUCAUGGAUGUCUUGAUGCAAGGCCGCAUCGAUGGAGUAACCAUACUAGUCCAUGCUGAAAACGGCGACAUGCUCACCUGGAUGACCGAGCAGCUUGAGAGACGCAUGUUAACUGAACCAAAAUACCAUGCCGCCUCGCGACCCCAAAUCCUAGAAUGUGAAGCUACCAGCCGAGCCAUAUCUCUGAGCCAACUCAUCGAAACACCAAUUCUUAUCGUCCACGUUUCCUCCCCAGUAGCCGCAAGCACCAUCCGCACCGCCCAGACAAGCGGAUGGCCUAUUUUCGCUGAGACAUGCCCGCAAUAUCUAUUUCUGACCAGGAAAGACCUCGAAAAGCUCGGUUUCGAGGGCGCCAAAUGCAUAUGUUCACCUCCACCACGCGAGGGUGAAGACGACCUAGAAAAUAUCUGGACAGGGCUGCAGAAUGGGACAUUCACGAUCCUCUCUUCUGACCACAGCCCAUACGUUUACGACGACGAUGUCAACGGAAAGAAGAUAGCCGUCACCGGCGAGGAACCUCUAGGCCGUUUCCGAAACGUCCCUAAUGGCUGCCCGGGAGUUGAAACGCGCCUGCCCUUAGUUUGGAACUCCAACCGACUCACACCUCAGAAGUUCGUUGAAGUCGCGAGCACCAAUCCGGCCAAAUUGUACGGACUUUAUCCGCAGAAAGGCUCGAUCAUCCCGGGUAUAUCCGAUGCGGAUCUCACGAUCUGGUAUCCUUCUGCUCAGGAGCCAUUCCCUAUUACGAAUUCUGCUUUACAUCACAAUGUGGACUAUACGCCGUAUGAAGGGCACAUGAUAACCCAGUGGCCGCGAUAUACACUGCUGCGUGGGGAGGUCGUCUGGGAUCGAGAUAAUGGAGGCGUUGUAGGCAGGAAGGGCUACGGGAAGUUUUUGAAGAGAGGGCGCAGUGCGUUUUGCCGUGAGCAGUCCGAGUUAGAUUUUACGAGGUUUUAG
This is a messenger RNA of Aspergillus welwitschiae, 1473 nucleotides long. Its product is annotated as hydantoinase/dihydropyrimidinase family protein. The record is from RefSeq and is a predicted model, not a curated record. Bases 1 to 1473 code for a protein of 490 amino acids. Gene Ontology annotation, molecular function: hydrolase activity, acting on carbon-nitrogen (but not peptide) bonds. Gene Ontology annotation, cellular component: cytoplasm. The transcript has 2 exons. NCBI's taxonomy places the organism in Eukaryota, Fungi, Ascomycota, Eurotiomycetes, Eurotiales, Aspergillaceae.